UCUGCGCAUACAAGGUGACAUUAGAUUAUUGAUAACAAACAGUCAGUAGAAAUGGCAACCGCUGACGUUGAAGGUAGUGAUUUAAAGGAUACCAGUAAUUCUGGACCCAAAGGCCAGGAUCGAACAAAUGGGAGUGCCAGACUCGGAAAAAGAACAGAAGAAGAAAUGAGAGAGGAGCAUCGGAUUUUGAGGGAAUUACGCAAACUCGAGGGACAUCAAAACCAGAUUUUCGAGGUCGUAUCAUCAAUGAAACGCGAAUUAUGCAAUUGCAGAACAACGUCAAAGGAGGGUCAAGAAAUUGACAAUCGUCUCCACGACCAGAGUGUUACAAGUGUCGACGCAAACAGACUUGAGGUCGAAAUAACACAGGAACAGAAACAUAUAUCUGAGUUAAACCAGCAGCUAGAUGAGACGAAACUAACGAUCACAACAUUGGAUAAAACGGUCGCAGAUAAUGAAAAGCAAAUAGACGAAUUGAAUGGUGAAGUCAGACAGCUCACUGCAGAAAAGGAACAGUUAAGUGGAGAUGGUGAGACAAACAAGGCAAGGAUAGAAGAACUUCAAAAGAAGGUUACAGACAAAAAUGAAAAGAUAAAAGAAAUCGAAAAAGAAAAGAGUACCUUAAUAAAAAAUAUUGAAGUAAAUAACGGUGCUGUAACAGAGCUUACGAGACAACUGAAAUACAAGACUAAUUUGGCACAGCUACAACGGGAUUUGCAUCAGCUGAGUACCACAGCCGAGCAGAACAGUGCUCUACAAGAAAGAUGUUCAUGUUUGGAGGAAGAGAUAGACACACAAUCUGCGGAAAUAGAAUAUUUAAAAAGAGAAAAGGAUGAUGUAUAUGCCGAGAUGAACGCACAAAGACAACGUCAAGAAGAUAAUUCCGUGGAGCUAAAACAGAAAAUAGACGAAAAUGCAAUACUACAGAGCCAACUGUCGGAAAAAGAUACCAGGCUAAUUCUGCUGGUUGAGGAAAAAACUGGGGCCAAAUAUGAAAUUGAAAGACUGGAAAAAGAAAUGAAGAAGGAAAGGGAUAAAUAUGCCGAAACCCUAGAACUAGCAACAAAAGGAAAAGAAAGCUCAACCGACAUUGCGAAAAAGCAAAAAGAGUUGGAUGAUGCUAAAAGAGAAAUCGAAAAAUACAAAAAAGAGAAAGAGGAAGAAAAAGCAAAAAAAAAAGUCGAACUUGACGAAGCAUCAUCUGAAAUGGCUAUAGUCCUAGAACAAUUGGCUACAGCAGACUCUGCAUUAUUAGAGGGAGCUGAAGCAUCCAAAAAAAAGCAAGAAGAGUUAGAUUUGGCAAAAAAAGAAAUCGAGCAACUCAGAAAGGCAGUCAAACGAGAAGAGGAUGAGAAGGAAAAGAAGACAGUCGAGCUAGACAAAACAUCAUUAGAAAUAACUUCCCUUGCUCUUCGACCGGAACAGUCUUCGUAAGAUGCAGGGAAAGAGUUUAUCAACUGGACAGGGAUUUGCAAAAUGGGCUGUCUCUUGCACGAAGGCUCCCACGAGGAGUUUGCCUCGAAUUUAAUAGCGAUUUAUUAUAUUACUUUUAAAACGUUUCGAGUUAGUGUCAAUGACGUCAUUUCAAUGUUCAGUGUGAUAUGCCCCGUUAUGGUUAAUGGAACCAUUAGAAAAAGCUUAUUUGUGAAUAUCAGUUAUUUUACAACCCAGUUGUAUAUACUGUUUAUCCAGAAUUGUACUUUGGUCUUAAUUGGUUAAAUUUGUUACUCUACUUUUUGAUUUUGAAUUUCACUUGAUGUCCGUUCGUUGUUGAUCACAUCCUUGUAACACCCCCUUUAUCAAAAAUAAAAUCUUGAAAAACG
This is a messenger RNA of Mya arenaria, 1823 nucleotides long. Its product is annotated as myosin heavy chain, cardiac muscle isoform-like. The coding region runs from base 52 to 1434 and encodes 460 amino acids. The record is from RefSeq and is a predicted model, not a curated record. Lineage: Eukaryota; Metazoa; Mollusca; Bivalvia; Myida; Myidae. The transcript is spliced from 17 exons.